AUGAGUGUGGUUCAGUUUAUUAAUGAAAUCAAUCAAACAUACAGUAUAUCAGACAAUCGUCAAAAAAUUGAUCAAUUGACAAGACUACUAUCUAUAAAUCCUCAACAAAAUAAAUAUAUUGCUAUAAUAUAUAAUUCCAAAUCCAUCCCAUCAACAAUAACAACAUUAUACGAUGAUGAUUGGUCAGCUUUUAGUUUAAUUUUAACCAGUUUUAUUAAAUUAUGUCAUUUAAUGGAUCCUUGGUCUCUUUUGAAAUCAUUCGAUUUAUACACCACUUUUUUAAAUGAUUUAUCAGUUGGAUUCAAUAAUAAUUCUUAUGGUUGGUUAUUAUCAAAUAUUAUUAAAGAUACAAUAUCUCAAAUGGUACCUUGGGCAAGAAAAUUGGAUUUGAUAAUGUAUUUCAAAGAACAAGGAGGUAAAUUCAGAUUGAAUUAUAUGGCAAGUAUCAUUUUGAAAAUGUUUAAUAAUAUUAGAAUUAAUGAUUCUAAUGUUUAUAAAAAAUCCAUCAUAUUAUAUUUGGGUAAUACUUUAUGUUAUAUCUAUUUCAAAUUAGAUAAUCCCUUAUUGUGUCGGAAUAUUUUCAGUAAUAUGCAAAAUACAAGCUUAAAAUUCAAUGAGUUUAAUCUUGAUCAACAAUUGAAAUAUCGAUAUUAUUUAGCCCGAUAUUAUUUGAUCAAAUAUCAAUUAAUUGAAAGUUUCAAUCAUUUACAAUGGUGUCUAGUUAACACUUCAAGUUUGAAGAAUCAAAAAUUAACCCUUGAAUUGUUAUUACCUGUAAGUUUGAUACUUGGGAAAAUACCUAAUUUCAAUUAUUUAUCUCAACAAGGAUUUAAUUUCCCCUUUGUACAAAUGUAUCAAACUUUAUCCAAAUCCAUAAGAGCAGGUGAUUAUUCUAAAUUCAAGCAAGUAAUUGAUUCAAACUAUCAUUAUUUAAAGGAUAAGAAUUUAUUAUUAUUGAUGAACAAAGCGGAAAUACUUAUAUUAAGAAAUUUGAUCAAGAAAGUUUGGAUCGUGCUUGAUAAACCCAGCACAAUGAAUUAUUUAAACAUACCAAUUGAAGGACAUUAUAAUGACGAAUUGUAUUUGGAGAAUGUUUUUGUCACGUUAAUUGAUUCAAAUUUAAUUAAAGGGAAACUAACUAGUAGUAAGACUGUUGUAUUGAGUAAAACUGAUACGUUCCCCGAUGUUUUCAAUAUUUAUAAAUUGAAAUAUGGCAAUAAUAAUGGUAAUUCAAAUCAAUGGGUUUAA
Messenger RNA from Candida albicans SC5314, 1248 nucleotides. RefSeq lists its product as uncharacterized. The record is from RefSeq and is a predicted model, not a curated record. Gene Ontology annotation, cellular component: transcription export complex 2. Gene Ontology annotation, molecular function: double-stranded DNA binding; RNA binding. The transcript has a single exon. NCBI's taxonomy places the organism in Eukaryota, Fungi, Ascomycota, Pichiomycetes, Serinales, Debaryomycetaceae. The coding region runs from base 1 to 1248 and encodes 415 amino acids. Gene Ontology annotation, biological process: post-transcriptional tethering of RNA polymerase II gene DNA at nuclear periphery; transcription elongation by RNA polymerase II; poly(A)+ mRNA export from nucleus.